GGGCUUUAGGACCCAUCCGCGCGCUGCUCCAGUCGUCCAUGGCUUUGUAUGUUUACAGUGAGAAUUGUAUGGCAGGAAUUUUCUAACAUCAAAUAUUUAAACAUAAUUUGCAUCGAUACAAAAGUCCCAAUGGAGACAGAGAUCCUGUGACACAGUUAUUUGGAUGGAGUCCUCGCGGAGCACAGGGGGUCACUCCCGCGAGUACAAAUUGGUGAUGUUAGGAGAGGGUGGUGUGGGAAAAAGUGCCAUCAUCAUGCAGUUUAUAAGUCACAGAUUUCCAGAGGAUCAUGACCCUACUAUUGAGGAUGCCUAUAAAACACAGAUCCGCAUUGAUGAUGAGCCAGCAAACCUGGACAUCUUGGACACAGCGGGACAGGCGGAGUUCACAGCAAUGCGUGAUCAGUACAUGCGAGCAGGAGAAGGUUUCAUCAUCUCGUACUCCAUCACGGAUCGCCGCAGUUUCCAGGAGGCACGGCACUUUAAGCAGCUGAUCUACCGUGUGCGACGCACCGUGGACACCCCCGUCGUACUGGUGGGAAACAAGUCUGACCUGGUCCAUCUCAGACAGGUGUCUGUCGAGGAGGGCAAACAGUUGGCGAGAGAGUUCCAGUGCCCAUUUUUUGAGACCUCCGCAGCAUUCCGUUAUUACAUCGACGAGGUGUUUGCCGCACUGGUGCGUCAGAUCCGUCAGCAUGAGGCCGAGAUGGUGCGGGGAAGCGAGAGGAAAACCCGACGCAGCCAUUCUUUCUGGAGUCGCCUUAAAGCCCCCUUCCAUAAGAAACAGCAGUCCGAGCACUGAGAGAGAAGGGUGUGUUGGGAUACCCUGGCCUUCCAGAUGAUGGUUCUCUCACCUACAGCUGUAUUAGUCCCAGCUCUCUCAGAUGGUUUGAGAACUGUAUUUAUAGUUCCUAUUUGAUUGUUUGCAAUGAUGCACUCCUAAUCAUUUCAGUUAGACAACAACCCUCACUGUGCAGGACACACGCACUCGUCAUAUGGGACGUGGGCUGAUUUACUGAUAUUAGAGAUUAAGAAAGAAAUAUUAAACUUGACAGUAGUUAUUAUUUUUUCUUUUUUGGACAGCAUUAUACUUUGUGAAAGUGAAUGUCAGGGGGAAUGUUGUACCUCAUUUUAACUGAUGGGAAUGUAGUAAACAGGGCAUGGAAGGAUUUGUUACAUGUGUUUUGGAAAGAAUGAAGCGAAGAGAGGAAAGGUCAUGUCAGGCACUUGUCAGAGAUUUGCUUGUGGGAAAAUAUGAAGGUCAGUUGAGUUUAAGAGAGCAUGUUGUGCAGAGUAGAAGGAAAGAGCGAAGUGUGUGCGGAGGUGGGUAAAUAGGCAAGGGUUUAUGGUAGAAAUAUUAAUCUACCAGUAUAAAGAGUACUGUAAAUCAUUCCUUUAACAUGGCUGUAGUUUUGUUAGAUGCAUUUAAAAACCAUGCUGUAGUUUUAAAAUGAAAAUGAGCGUUUGAUUUGCAACUCUUCUUUAAUAAACUACGUGUCACAAUAACAUGUCCGGGUCAUGAAAAUAACGUCACAAUGCAAAAAUGCUCCUAAAAAGCCAUAAUCUUCUUGAAUCAAAAUAUAAUUUAUUAUAUUUUGAUCUGAAAUAUGACUUGGACAUGUUCUUGAAGGUUUCGUGAGAUUCAGUCAAUCGGGGUGCGUUUGAUGGAAACAGCUGUAUGAAGUAGCUGCAAAAUACACUGUAUGAAUGACUAUGUGAAAUCUUGCUGAGCAAUAUUCAGGUCCACCUUUAAGCAUUUAAACACACUUACCAACUUGAUUACGAUGGAAAGCAAAAUUGUUUCCUUUUUACACAAGGUAAUUUUUAUUCCAAUGGUUUCUGUAGCCAAUGUCGCUUAGGAAGGCGAGUCCUUAUGUGGAUUUCCUCGUACACAUGCUGUGCACUUACUACGCAUCAAAUUUGAAUGGUAUGUCUGUUCAUUUUGGCAUUUCAUGCAAAUUCAUGUCAUUAUUUUUCAUGUGAUUAUUAGAUUUUAUUUUUUAUUUUUAACCAGAAUGGUUUUACUAUAUUUCCUUUAUUUAUUGUCAUCUGAGAUUGUCAAAUAAAAUUCACUUUACCAAUCUA
Molecule: messenger RNA, 2082 nt
Organism: Megalobrama amblycephala (Wuchang bream)
Lineage: Eukaryota; Metazoa; Chordata; Actinopteri; Cypriniformes; Xenocyprididae
Gene: rit1
Product: Ras-like without CAAX 1
Exons: 6
Coding region: 164-799 (211 amino acids)
Biological process (GO): Ras protein signal transduction
Cellular component (GO): plasma membrane
Molecular function (GO): GTPase activity; GDP binding; GTP binding
Source: RefSeq, a predicted model, not a curated record